AUGCUAGGGUUUAUAAUGCGGAGCUGUAAUAAUUUUGAUAAUCCUAUAGCUCUUAAAUCACUAUACUGCGCCUUUGUUAGAUCAAUUUUGGAUUAUAAUUCAAUAAUUUGGUCUCCUUACUCAUCUGGUCCAAUUCAUUCGCUAGAGGCGAUUCAAAAUCGCUUUUCGCGAAUUAUAAUUUGGUCAUCAGAAAGAAACGAAACAACUAGCAUAAAAGAAAAUGAUAAUAUUGUUAAAGGCAGUAAUAACGAAGGAGUUGCAAAUCCUUUUUUGGAACCUCACCUAGAAUUUAUGCAAAAUAACAAUAUCCUAUCUAGUAAUUGUGAUACAGAAAAUGCAGAGUGUGAAAGUGAUUCUGAUACAAGUUCAUUGUCAUUGUCAAGUAUCAGCUAUGAAGACGAUACUGAUGCUGAUCCAAAUUUUGAAUUACCAGCCAACAAUAGUAUGAUAUUAUAUGAAGAGAAUAUUGUAAGUAAUAUUAUUGAAAAAAAAAUUCCAAGAAAGGUAAAAAAUACAAGUGAAAUAAAGAAAAAUGUGAGAAAAAGAAAAGCUAAUAAAGAAAACUGGAGAAAGAAUGUGGUUAAAAAAUUAAGGAAUUCUGGUAAGAGUUAUGUUUCAUCUUCAAAAAGUAAUAAAUUUGUUGAGGCAAAAAAAGUAUUACCCCCAUGUGGUGAAAAAUGUAAAUUGAAAUGCUUCACUAAAUUUACAGAAGAUAACAGACAAAAAAUAUUUGAAGAUUACUGGAAACUUGGAGAUAUAGAGAAACAACGUUAUUUUCUUGCAUCCAGCAUGACAAUUGUAAAACCAAAAUAUAGGUAUGUUAGAGAAAAUAGUCAUCGUCGCGAAAACAACUCUUUUCAUUUUGAAAUAAACCAAAUUAGAAUCCGUGUAUGUAAAAACUUUUUUAAGGCGACAUUAUGCAUAAAUGAUAGACCAUUACGGACUGUAAUUGAGAAACAAGAUUCAUUCACAGGAAAAAUUAUUGCUAAUGAUUAUAGAGGCAAACAUAAAAAUCAUGUAAAGGUACCUGAUACAGUAAAAGAAGACAUUCGCCAGCACAUAAAAUCCAUCCCAAGGAUUGAAAGUCAUUACUGCCGUGCCAACACAUCAAAGGAUUUUAUCGAAGGAGGAAAAUCUAUAGCCGAUUUGCAUAGAGAUUAUAAAUCAGAAUGUGAAGAAAAAAAUAUUUUAGCUGCUAACUAUGUUAUGUAUGCCCGUAUAUUCAACGAAGAGUUUAAUAUAUCAUUCUUUACUCCAAAAAAAGAUCAAUGUGAGCUUUGUAUUUCAUAUGAAAAUUCUAAUACUGUGGAAAAAGUACAACUUCAAGAAAAAUAUGAUACUCAUUUAAAAGAAAAGGAAUUGUCUCGGUUAGAAAAAGAAAUAGAUAAACAAGCAAAUUGUGUGACAGCAGUCUAUGAUCUUCAAGCAGUUUUACCAUGCCCAUUGGGGAAUGCAUCUUUGUUUUAUUAUGUUUCAAAACUCAAUGUUUUUAACUUUACGGUGUACAAUUUACAAACAAAUGACGUCCAAUGUUAUGUAUGGCAUGAAGGUCAAGCACAUAGAGGUGCUAAUGAUAUUGGGUCUUGUAUAUUAAAUUAUCUUAAGGUAUUACAGCAAAAUGCAAUUGAAACUGAAGCAAGUGCUAAAUUAGAUGUGAUAUUUUAUAGUGAUAACUGCGCUGGACAACAGAAAAAUAAAUUUAUUUUAGCUAUGUACUUGUAUGCAGUUCUAAAUUUUUCACAUAUAAAUAGUAUCACACACAAAUAUUUAAUUACUGGUCACACACAAAAUGAGGGGGACAAUGCACACUCUGUUAUAGAAAGAAAUAUUAAAAAAUCAAAGAAAUCUGGUCCUAUUUAUGUUCCUGAACAAUAUGUUACUUUUAUUAGAUCUGCUAAAAAAAGUGGCAAUCCGUAUAAAACUGAAUUCAAUUCUAUAAGUAUAAAAAAUAAAAAAACUAGGAAAACCAGUAACCAAUUAAAUAAUAAUUUAGAAUUAAAAAGAGCUUAUGAUGUGAAACCUGGUAUAACUGAAGCAAAAAAAAGUGGGUUGUUAUCUUUAAUUAGAAAAAAUUGUGUUCCUAAUUAUUAUUAUGACUUUUAUAAUAACUUAUAA
Macrosiphum euphorbiae (potato aphid) is the source of this 2115-nucleotide messenger RNA. The record is from the annotation of a GenBank genome assembly. NCBI's taxonomy places the organism in Eukaryota, Metazoa, Arthropoda, Insecta, Hemiptera, Aphididae.